Molecule: messenger RNA, 1905 nt
Organism: Lentinula edodes (shiitake mushroom)
Lineage: Eukaryota; Fungi; Basidiomycota; Agaricomycetes; Agaricales; Omphalotaceae
Exons: 6
Coding region: 127-1746 (539 amino acids)
Source: RefSeq, a predicted model, not a curated record
AGAUUUGCCUUCCGCCCCAACUUCAAUUCAUCGCAUUUGGCGCGGUAGCUAAAUUCAACAAACUCUUUCUGAUCCUUCGAAGCUUCAUGCUCUCGACGCUCUUAAUCUCUUUUGGACGUCUACAGAAUGGCAACAGUUCCUGCUAUGGAACAAGGCACCAGCUCACAGUUGUGGAAUACCGACGCUCAACUCUUACCGGAGUCUAACGCUAAUACCACCUUGAACUCGGCAUCAGAAGGACAGAAAAAUCUUGAUAGAAUCCCCGAGCACGAACGAUCCUUCACUACCCUAAUUUCUGCUACCGACGACGUUUCGAACGCUACUCGCGAAAUAUUUCACUCUGACUAUAAUUCUCAGAGCCCCAUCAAUAGACUCGAAAUGUCGCCAGCGUCCAACGCGAACAAAGGUUUGAAACGAGAUUUCAGAGAUGGUUCAUAUCGUUCAUCUCACUCGCCACUUGGAAAUGGAGCUACUGCAUACGAAUCGGCGAAUCGGAUCCGGGACGUAGUCCUCCCUUUAGUAUUGGAGAACUUUAACCUUCGGGGUGGGGCUGGGGGAAAUCAUCUCUCGAAGGACGUUCUUGGGGCAGCCCAGUGCGUCCUUACAGAUGAAGUUUGCCAUUCCAUUGAGAUGCAGAUGGUGGAAGCCCAGAAGCAGCUCCGUGAAGCUCGUGUCCCCGAGUCUCACCCGAGACUUGAAGUUCCUCAUGAAACCACAGAUGGCAGUCUUCCAGAUGCUCUGCAGCUAUCAGUACCAGAGCGCACAUCUCCUCCACAUCUGAAUGGGAGGCUGAGUAGUAGCAAUACUAUAAUUCAGGAUGGUGAUGGUGACUAUUUAGACUGGCGGCCUUCGAAACGCAGACGGAUAGAUACCAUCUCUGUAUCUCCGAGCCCCAUAUCACCAAGACAGAGCUCAGUAAAGAGAUCCCACCUGCCGACAUAUUCUCUCAGUGGCCAAACUAGCCCUAAUGCAGGAAAACAACACCAACAACUUUCCGUGUCUUGCUCACCCAAGACACCCAUAAACCGUUCUCCUUCUGCCUUCCCUGAUUCUGUGCAUGAUCACUCCAUGUGUUCACCCAAAAAACUUCCAUCCACAAAUCUGUUUCAACCUCCUUACAAGGAAACAACCUCAGAGGCUCCUUCUUCUCUUUCCUUGCACUCCCAACUUGCUCAUGCUAGUGCUUUUAGUGACCAGGUGGAAACAUCACCCUCAUUGCCAAGGCAAAGUCUUGAGGUUGAACGCCCUGACAAUGUGGACAAGUUGCAAACACUACCAAUCAACAAUGAGGAUACAUCUGUGCCCCUCAAGGUCCCAGGAAUAUGGGGUAUAGGAAAAAGCUUGGCUAAUCCUGGCAUUCUGGAGUUCAUAGUGGAUGUUGAUAUUAAAACUGCUCAUGCAUGGUGUUUAAGCCCUGACUCACAAGAUCCAAGUAAAAACUCGUUUGAAGGAUGGAUACCGCUGCAUACAUGGCCUGCCCAAGGUUCACUCCUAGUUGACAUUAACCAUGGCAAAUCAGAAGGGCAGAUAUGGCUUCCACACUAUCUUGGCUCUGAGAAUAUUCCAUUAGACAUUACAAAUGCAAUCCAACAAGGCCAAAAUAAAAUUCGAUGCAUUCAACUAUCCCCACUGCAGCAUAUUUUUGCCGUACAUGCAAGUAUACCACCAGAACCCGCCCCGAUACAUACCGAAGACUCUUCUGAUUCCACUCAAUUUGAAGUAGAAAUUGUAGUAGAUUAUGGAUGACUAUGAUUAACCUUGCAUUAUCGUCACUGUGCCACGUACAUUAAUUGGUGACUCAAGUGAUAUCUAUGUUAUGAUGAAGGUUCAGAAACCAGGAAACCAACCAUACAUGAAUCUAACAUGAAAUCGACAUUAACCCAUGCAUGAGUCAACGCUGAUAAA